This is a messenger RNA of Uranotaenia lowii, 4837 nucleotides long. RefSeq names its product echinoderm microtubule-associated protein-like 2. Gene Ontology annotation, cellular component: mitotic spindle. Lineage: Eukaryota; Metazoa; Arthropoda; Insecta; Diptera; Culicidae. Gene Ontology annotation, molecular function: microtubule binding. Gene Ontology annotation, biological process: microtubule cytoskeleton organization. The record is from RefSeq and is a predicted model, not a curated record. Bases 1723 to 4602 code for a protein of 959 amino acids. The transcript is spliced from 8 exons.
GACCGGACCGUUGUUGUUCUCCGAGGCGAUCUGCACGGGUCGCUGGCACCAUUGGCCGAGUAUCGAGGUGACUUCCGACCAGUUUAGCUGAUGUUGCCACCGUCAACAUAAACAGCUGGAUCACAGAGACGAACCAUCCUCCGGUUUUUUUUUUGUCUUCUGCUGUGUGUACUGACUGUAUAAAUAAAUUCAUACCCGAUAUAGCGGUAGUCGACAUUCCACGGGUUGAUCGUCGUUUCCCGUCCGUGAUCAUCGUCGUCGACGUCGUCGUUGUUUGUUAGUUGAUUCACGUUUCCAGAUGUACCGAGGGCACUUACGACGCUCUUAAAGUGGAUGGAAAGUGCAGUGCGCAUGUUCAAUUUUCGUUUGUUUGUGACCCAGCUGAACUGUAUAGUUAGUUAGGAGCUCUUGAGCGUUUAAUCUGUACCUUGAUAGCUUCCAAAGCUUCUCCAAGUGGGAGACCGAAAGAGGGUGGGAUCGUUAUGUGUGUCUUUUUUCGUGCCUCCGACCUGUCUCUCUUGCAUAAAGUAGAUCACCACAGUGAGUGAGGCUGCUGGCGGCAUGCAGUGAUUGGCAGUGUCGAGAGAUGGUAGUGGCUCCUAAUAUGCAUUGAAUGCGGGAAAGUUGUCACGUCAACUAAGUCCCAGCCAAGUUACUAACUGAGCCUCGCUAAGUUGUGGGAUCAUCUACGGUGCAACUACAAUUUCGAGUGAAGCUUUUCAUACAUAUAAUAUGAACUAGUUAGUUGCUGCUGCAUUUGAUGAUACUUGUGUACAUCGAAACAUCAUGAAACAGUGAAGUGAUGUGAUAUGUGAUGCAGCUUCGUUUCGUUUCGGAUCGGAUCGGAUGUGCUAACGAAUAAUGCAAACAAUUGACCGCCAUCACUUCCAACGUAGUCUGUUAGAUAAAAAAAAAUCAACGUGUGAUAGUAAUCAACCGGCUUUGUGUGUAACGAGCAAGUGGCAAGGUGAAAAGAUUUGAUUAGAUAUGUGAUAUACAUUGUGUGUGCUGAGUGCUGAGCAGAAGACCAACAGUGUUCAACAAAAUAUAAGUGAAAAUUCGAUAGCGAAAAAAAACUAGAUUUACUUUUAUUCAAUUUCGGAACGGGACGGUGGGUUGAAAUUGGCGAAUAAUUACGCCGGAUGGAAAUUGAACGCAGAUGAUAUAGUAGGUAGUUACAAGAUCCAGAUGAUUAUGGUGGAAUUUGGAUUUCACGAAGCUGAACAGAAGACCGCAUUGUCAAAACGACGCAAUUCCGGAACCUGCACAUCGUUACUCCAUCGUCAAUUCGCUGCUCCACUGUUAUUAUUAACGAGGCGUAAGAGCGGAAAUUGAUAUUCUACCGUGGUGAUCAUUGGCCGCGGGCCACGCGAGCUCUGUGAGCCGAAUGCUUCUCCAAUGUUGUUGUUGUUUGAUUGGUGGAUAAAAGUGCCGGCUCAAGACCAGAGACGUAACGACGCGGACGGUUGGUGACGGUGUGACAUAUCGAAAAGUAUGCGAUAGCAAUUUGUUGUGUCGUGUUUGCAGGAAUUUUUUUCUACAAUUUUAUCGAAUAUUCGAACCGUUCGAAUGACAUCAUUUCGACACACGCGGUCAUCAGUAGUGAGUGAAAAGUGCUAACUAAUAGUCCGGUGACAAAGACCGAUAGGUUCCCCCGCGCAGUGCGUCGUCGUAGUCCAAUCACAAAUAGCCUAUAGAAUAGGAAGUUAGCAGUAGUAAGCCAUGAGCGUCGCCGCUGUUGAUUCCGAUGCCACAAAUGGCGACGAUGGCGUCGCGGAUCUUAACAAUGGAACCAACGGAACCCACACAUUCGGAACCAAUAUGGACUCGCCCAAAACGGUCACAUCUUCGUCGUCUUCUUCGUCGGUGGCCACGAUCAUGUCCAACAACAGCAGCAGCAUCUUCAAGAGCACCAGCAGUGCCAGUACGCGAUCUUCUUCGUAUCACUUCCAGCAACAGCACCACCAUAAUAUGCACCAUCAGCUCAGGAGCGCCUACGGGGCAUCCGAGGAAAUGCUGGAGACAGAAAAGGCCAGCCUUGUGGAGCGAGUCAAUGAUUUGGAGCGAGUAGUGUUGGAGCAGAAGGACGAAAUCGUUUGCCUAAAGUCGACCUUGGCAGACGUCCUGAGACGGUUGAGCACAAUUGAUAACAGCUAUGACAGCGGCAAGGCUACAGAUGCUAGUUCUCACAGCAGCUCCGUGUUGUCUGGCAAAAACUUCCGGUUUUCCCGUAACACGAUUACACGACUUAACUCCAGCGUCGAUGAGAAGCGAUUCGGCCGAGUUCCGUCCAGGGUUACAAGCUCGCCGUCCCGCACGAUGUCCAUGUCGUCCCCGGGAACGGCCAAGGCGAGCAGUCUGGCCCAGAAAGCUAUCCACCAUUCGAACGGGUCACUGCAUUCCGAUUCGAUGAGCAGCCAUUCGAUUUCGCCUGCCCCUUCGCCUUCACCCAAGCAGCCCAACAUGCAAAAUUUAGCAGCCUCGGCCGUUGCUGGACUCGGUGGCCUCGCAGCUAGUGGCAUGGGCAAGAGGUGGAGUUCGACAGGAGACUUCGUCAGUGGAUCGCCCAAUCCGUCAGUCAGUAGUACAACCAACAGCAUUUCCCGCUUCUCAACCAAGUCGCUCGUGAACUUGAACAGUGCUCUAUCGGGUGCAGCAUCCCGGCAGCAAACCCACGCAUUCGUCCAGAAGAAAGAUGACGACGAUUAUCUCAAGCUGUACAUCAGCGGCCGGCCGAUUGUUUUACACAUUCCAGAAGCUCAAAUUAGUACGUACGAUACGAAUAAGGUUCAACCAGCACCGAACAAACGACUCCGGCUGGACUGGGUCUACGGAUAUCGCGGGAAGGACUGUCGCUCAAAUUUACACCAGCUGCCGACGGGUGAAAUGGUUUAUUUUGUGGCCGCUGUGGUGAUUCUGUACAAUAUGGAUGAACAGUCCCAGCGACACUAUCAGGGGCACACGGAUGACGUGAAGAGCUUGGCGGUGCACCCGAACAAACUGUUGGUCGCAUCCGGGCAGUGCGGAGGUCACGAUGGCCAUGACACGUUACCCCACAUUCGGGUGUGGAACUCGGUCUCGCUGGCCACUUUGAAUAUCAUCGGGAUGGGUGAAUUCACCGGUGCAAUUAAUUGCUUGUCAUUCAGCCGAGCUGAUAGUGGAACUAUAUUGGCAGCAAUAGAUGAUUCCCCAGAUAAAAUUAUCUCGAUAUGGGACUGGCAGAAGAAGGAUAAUGGCAAAAGGAUAACGGAAACGAAAUGCUCGGUGGACACCAUCGUGGCCGUAGAGUUCCAUCCACUGGACAAGGGCCAGAUAAUUACGAUUGGCAAAAACCACAUUGCCUUCUGGUCGUUGGAUCAAAAUGGUAUGCUGUAUAAAAGGAUGGGGGUGUUUGAGAACCGCGAGAAGCCGAAAUAUGUGACGGCCAUAUCGUUUACGCCGAUCGGUGAUGUAGUAACGGGUGAUUCUAAUGGAAACAUAUCGAUUUGGCCUCGGGGAACGAAUGUGAUUAGCCGAUUUUUGAAAAAGGUUCACGAAGGUUCAAUCUUCUCCAUAUGUGCCUUGAGGAAUGGAGGAUUCGUGUCCGGUGGCAAAGAUGGUCGGCUAGUUUUGAUGGACGAUUCAAUGAGGCUGAAGUCGGAACAACUUGUUGAGCCUCACUUUGGCGCCGUAAGAGUCGUUACUCAGGGCAAAGGUUCGCAGCUUCUGAUUGGAACCACCAAAAAUUGUAUUCUCUCCGGAGAUUUUACGCUUGGCCUCGGGCCAAUUGUCAUGGGUCAUAUUGACCUGGUAUGGUCUCUCUCAUCGCAUCCCCAGGUUGCACAGUUUGUAACGGGAGGGCGGGAUAGGUUGUUGCAGCUGUGGGAUUCACUGUCGCAUUCGGUGGUGUGGAGCAAAGACAUCGGAGAGCCAAUUCAAUCCGUUCAGUUCUCCAACAAUGGGGAAUCGAUUAUCGUUAGUGGCGUGGGUGGUCGAUGGAUGGUAUUCGACACCGUAACUAGGGAGCUGCUAGCCGUGUACCAAGAUGGGCAAGACGUUAUUCAAACUAUCAAAUUUUCGCCCGACGGAAACCUGUUGGCUCUCGGAUCGAAAGACGGUUGCAUCUACAUUUAUCAAUGUACUAAGGCACUGCACCGAUUUUCCAAAAUUGGAAAAUGCACAGGUCACUCCAGCUUUAUUUCCCACAUAGAUUGGUCAAAGGAUAGCCAAGUACUUCGAACAAACUCCGGAGAUUACGAACUACUCUACUGGAAUCCCACCCUAUGCCGCCAAAUAACGACCCACAGCAACGUUCGGAAUCUCGAGUGGGCAACGCAAUCCUGUACGGUAUCCUUCGAAACGCUCGGCAUUUGGCCGGAAGGGUUCGACGGAACCGACAUCAACAGUGUCUGCAAAGACGGGGAAGAACAGUUCCUGGUCACGGCCGAUGAUACCGGGAAAAUCCGUCUCUUCGGAUAUCCCGCAUCACAACCAAAGUCACUUUCCCACGCCUACAGAGGUCACAGCAGUCACGUGACAUCGGUCAAAUUCAUGCACGAUGGAGUUCGACUUUUGUCCGCUGGAGGGCUGGACACCAGCGUUUUACAGUGGCGAGUCGUUUAGUGUAGCAUCAUACCACUUAUGUCCUACUACUACUAACGAAUUAUCGUUUGAAAAUCUUCGCGUACACCAAGUAACUCUAUUUAUUAUAACAUUUUCUAUUCCGUGAUUAAACAAAUUAUGCCAGAAGUAAACAAAAAACUAAACUCUAAGAUCAGGAACAAACUUUUGAAUUCAAAUGUUACUCUUACGAUGGUCCUUGAAUCGUAUAGAAAAUAAUAAAUCAUUAUUCUAUUUA